This is a messenger RNA of Zingiber officinale, 3716 nucleotides long. Its product is annotated as importin-11-like. Bases 212 to 598 code for a protein of 128 amino acids. The record is from RefSeq and is a predicted model, not a curated record. Gene Ontology annotation, biological process: protein import into nucleus. Gene Ontology annotation, cellular component: cytosol; nuclear envelope. Lineage: Eukaryota; Viridiplantae; Streptophyta; Magnoliopsida; Zingiberales; Zingiberaceae. Gene Ontology annotation, molecular function: small GTPase binding. The transcript has 4 exons.
UAUCUGCCCUCUUCUCUCCUUUUAUCGGUUCGUCUUCGCCUCUCGCCUCUCGCCUCUCGCCUCUCGCCAGGGAAAACCCGUCCGCGUCCUUCUCUCGACUCAGGCUGUCCGCUUCCUUUGCAUUGACAUCCACCGAUCUCCACCGAAAUCAACCUCAAUCGAUUGCCAUAUCCAGGUUCCGUGCAAGGAUCACUCGGCUUCCGGCGAGGAAAUGUCGCUCUCGGCAGCCGACCUCCACACUGUGUACUCGUUCCUCUCCAACGCCUUGAGCAUUGACGAGUCCACCCGCAAGCAAGCGGAAUCCGCCCUAGCUCAGUGCGAGAACCGCCCCGGAUUCUGCACCUGUCUUCUCGAGAUCAUUGCCGCGAGGGAUUCAGGUUGCCGGGAUGAUGCUCUUCUUCUUGCCUCUGUGUAUUUUAAGAACAGCAUCAGUCGCUACUGGAGACACCGCCGUGAUACCUCUGGCAUUAGAAAUGGUGAGAAGAAUCACAUCCAAACAAAGUUGCUCUUACACUUGCGAGAAGAAAAUACCCAGAUAGCAAUUCAGCUGGCUGUUCUUGUUGCAAAAAUUGCACGCAUUGAUUACCCCAAAGAAUAGUAUUGCUUUAUUUUUUUUGUGCCCGACUAUACUUGCACUUUAAAUUCAUUAUCUAUUGAAAUGUUCUUCUUGAAAUUCUUACUUGAUUACUAUUUCUCGCACUGUAGGUGAGCUAGAAAAGCUUGGAGCAGAGAAACAUUCACUUGAUUGUUUGAGUUGUGAUUAGGUAGAAUUUUGAAAAGAACACAUUGGGUAUUACUAUAUAAUUACAUAAAUCUAUGUGAAGGGAAUUAAAUCUUUCUAUUACUAUUCUUUCGACAAAAUGUACAUAUUUGAUUCUAACCCACAAUAUUGCUGUUGACCUUCAAAUGUCAGAUCCCUUUUCCUGUUGUCCUCUUAACCUCUUAAUGGGACAUUCUGGUUCAUUGGAAAUGCAGGUGAUAUUUUCUUAUUGCGCACUGAUUAAUGGAUGGGGAAAUCAAAUUUCAUAAAGAUUCUAAUUGGUGGUAGUUGGUGGCAGUAAAGCAUUAUCCUCACUUAUAUACAAUAUUAUUAACAUUUUGCUUCAUGAUAUAAAAAAAUUCCUCUUUCUCCUUUUUAAAUACUGCACUACAUUUAUUAGCAUUGCUGAAGUUAAAAAUCUGUAAUAAAAUGAAUUUGCUAGUAAUUUUCUCUAUCACACUAGUUCAGAAUUGAUCCAUCUAGUUUUUGACAUGUUAAGAUAUCAUUCUAGUAGGAUUAGCAAGUCCAGUUAUUUCCUUCUUGAUUUGCAUAAUGUAAAUGGUGCUGUUUAUCUUGCUCUAUCAGAUAUUGAUAAAUGGCCAUGUGGUUUUUCUUCUUCUCCAUAAAUCACUUAGCCAAAAUGUUUGAGAAUAACUAAGAAUCUUGCAUAUACCUAUUAUCAUACUGAACUUCCUUUAACUCCUAAUAUUAUGGAUGGAGCGCUAAUUUAUAACAAAUUGUGUUUGUUUAGAAGUUCAAAUGAUCUGAAACUCCAAGCACACAUUGUUAUGCAUAUUCUGGUAGCAUAAUAUUGUGAACUAGGCAAUGACUUACAGUUACAAAUAGAGUUGAUGCAAACGCUUUCAAGAUUCAGAUUUUUAUAGCUUCAAUAUUUAUUAAUUAAAAAUAGGUUGCUAGUCACAAGGCCUUAACUUCUCAAAAGCUGCUUACAUAGACUUAAACAUCCCAAAUCUAAUUAGAGACCUGAAGAAAGUGAGUCCAGCAACUAAUUAGAACAGAGUAGGGAUAAAAAGGUGAGAUAACAUUACAAUUAAACCAUAAAUCAUUCACCCCCUAUGCAACCUAAAGCAUUGAUUUGGUUUGCUUCUACAUCACAUAGUUUCUAUGCAAGCAUGUUGUCUCAUAUUAACUCUUGAUUCUAGUUGGAUUUUCCAUUUCUGCAUGAGCCACACAUGCACUGAUUUGGUUGUGCAUGAUAUUCAAUGAAUUUACUUCAACUACUUGUUUCCCAUUUGUAUUUGUCUUCAAUGUACAAAUUAUCAUAUCAUCUCUGGUAUAUUAUCUUAGUUUAGAAUCAUAUAUAUUUCAAUGAUAUUUGCCUAAUUGCUUUUAGGCCAGAGCUCUUUUCAAUUUUGGGUCAACGACUCCAAUCACCUGAUACCCUAACUUCACAUAGAGUCUUCAUGGUUUUGUUUCGCACUUUAAAAGAACUCUCGAUAAAACUUCUCAACUCAGACCAGAAGACAUUUCAUGAUCCAUGCUUCUCUCAUAUUAUUUUUGAAACGAGUAUAUAUUUUCUAUGUUGGAUGUGAUACAUUCUUCAGUGAAAAUCUUAUAAGCGUUUUUCUUGAUAUGUUGGUUUUGCCUGGUGUCAAUAUGUUGUACAGCUGUUAAUUUUGUCUUCAAUAAGUAUGUACACGUUUUUUUAGUAGUGGAAGAUAAAUAUGCAAUUGGCAGUGUUCAUGGUUUGUACUUCUGUAAUUUUCCAAUAACUAAGCUAAAAUCUCUAUCUUGAGCAAGCAUUCGAAAUUCCAACUACUUCUGUACUAUGCAGUUGGGCUAGCAUUGACUACAAUUUUGAUUCAAUGUUCUGACUCAUAUGCAUACUUUUUGAUAUUCUCUUGUGUUCAUUUCAUGUUUAUUUCAUAUUUCAUGAGUUGCAUUUAUUUUUGAACUUAAUUGCAAUUUAUCUCAUAUUUACAGUAUUUGAUGUUAAUAUUUUAAUGUGGUCUUUGUAGGCAUCAAAGGAUUAUGGACCCAAGUCAAAUUAGACCAAAUUGAGCUCAAAUAUUGGUAAAUGAGGAGAUCGAGUUUUGGAGCAAUAUGGACCAUCCAUCCAAGAUCUGAAAAGAUAUGAUCCAUCCAAGCUCAAGAGAGAGUAGAUCAUCACCACAAAUUAAGCUAUGAAGCUUUUGAUCUAGAUCUGAAUUGAUCCAGCCAAGAUCCGAAGCAUUAUGGACCGUCUGUUCAGAUCUGAGAUCAUAUUCCAAAUUGAGGCUACAAUGAUCUUCUCACGGGUUCUGCUUGAUCUUCUCCUCACGCGGACGCUACCCGACGUCGCCACUAUCUCCUCCACCAUUGCCUCACCACCAAGUCCAAUGGCCGACUACACCAUCUCCACCUUCACCAUCAUCGGUCGGGCUCCACCUCAUCCUUAUCUCAUCUCACAGAAGAAGGCAAUCAAAGGAGUUUGACCAAUGCCGCCCAUCAAAAUCUCCAGCCAUUUUCCUCCUCGGGCUAGAAGUGGGAGAUACGGAUCCAUCUCCUCUUCACGGUAGAAGAGGAGAAGUAUCAUUGCCUCCACACCAAAACCAGCCGUUGUCACCCUUCUCUGUCUAGCACCCACGCCUUCGCCGGAGUUCCUCUCCUCUUCGGGUUAGAAGAGGGGAGUCUUCAACCAUCUCCAUCACACCCUCUCUCACGGACACCAUUUUCACGCAUAAAACAACUCCAACCAUCUUCUCCAUUUCUUGCCAGCCAUAGCAGCCCCUUCCCCUCUUCGGGUUAGAAGAGGAGAAGCCCCUUCGUUGCGAUCCACAACUCCGUCCAUCCAGUGAUCCCUUCGGCCUUCAUUAGAUAUGUUGUUGGUUUGAUGUAGUUGGAUGUUUUCAUUGAUUUUUGUAUGCUUAUAAUCAAAUUCUAUCUCCCAUGUUUAAGUUGCUUGCAUUUGACUCAUUUUGAUUUAUGCUUGUUAGUGUUGAUGCUGAAUUCGAAA